Molecule: messenger RNA, 1088 nt
Organism: Tripterygium wilfordii
Lineage: Eukaryota; Viridiplantae; Streptophyta; Magnoliopsida; Celastrales; Celastraceae
Product: transcription factor MYB36-like
Exons: 3
Coding region: 130-915 (261 amino acids)
Source: RefSeq, a predicted model, not a curated record
GAGAGCCCACUGGUUUCUUGCUUAUUAAUAGAGAAGUGUUUGAGAGUGUGAGUUUUUUCUUGUAUUGUCAAGGGCUUGUUUGGCAAAGCUAGAUAGAUAGAUACAUAAUAGAUAUAUACAAAGGUAGCCAUGGGAAGGGCACCAUGUUGUGACAAAGCUAAUGUGAAGAGAGGACCAUGGUCUCCUGAUGAAGAUGCAACCCUCAAACGCUAUGUUGAGACUCAUGGCACUGUUGGUAACUGGAUUGCUCUGCCCCAAAGAGCUGGCCUCAGAAGGUGUGGGAAGAGUUGCCGUCUACGGUGGCUGAAUUAUCUGAGGCCAGACAUCAAACAUGGAGGCUUCACUGAAGAGGAAGACAACAUUAUAUACAACCUCUAUAGUCAAAUGGGUAGCAGAUGGUCCUUGAUUGCUUCUCAUUUACCUGGAAGAACAGACAAUGAUGUGAAGAAUUACUGGAACACAAGAUUGAAGAAGAAGCUACUUGGUUCAUCAGGAAAAUCAAACCCAGUUGAGAACAUUAAUCCUAGUACACACAAUUCUCUGCCUUGUCUCCCAAUCAAUCCAGAUAAUCAGGCCUAUAAUCUUGCGUUUUCGGAUCCGUCGACGCAAUUAACCCAGAACCCUACAAUGCUGUCAAGCUUAACCAACAUUAAUGGUUAUGGACUCACUGAAAGUUAUAGCCUAGACCCAGUUCUUCAGCAUUCAAGCAUGAUAAUGUCUGAAUUUGGUUCAAAAACCAGCAGCCACAGUGCAGAGAAUUCAAGCAACAUUUCAGACUCAUCAGCAGCAGCAGCAGCAGCUUGUCUUGCUUCAUUGCCUGGUGAUGCAGAUGCUGGGAUUCUGAUGGAUUUUGGGCUUGGCUUCACUUAUGAUUGCUUUGCUUAUGAUCAUGAUGACAUUAAACCAAAGGAUUAGUCAACCUUAAGUGUUAUUAGCCAGUAUUAAUGACCAAGUUAGACCCAGAAAUAGGAACAGAUUAGGUGGUUAAUUUGACUAGCUAGGCAGUGCUAAUUAACAUGUUUGUUUUCAUCAAGUUUGGUUAUUAAUCCGUGUCUAAUCCAAAGUAGAUUAAAUUUCUGGUUUUAGCA